AUGCUUGCCAUUGUUGUAUCGAGUUUGAUUCUGUCUGCUUAUGCAGAUGGAAAGAAGGCCGUGGACUUGCACAACGAUGCACCGGUCGAAUCAGUGGGUCUCUUGCAGGAGCAUGUGGUUUUGCAGGAGCACCUGGCAAUGAAGAAAUCGCGUGACAUAUCAAAAGGUCACCUGCGGCCUGGACAGAUGGCCUUGCAUCCAGAGGCCGCUGGUCUCAUCCAGAAGGCACAGCAAGAGCCCGAUGUCACCGUUGAACACCAGUCGUGGUUCUCCAGGCUUGGCGAUGCAUUUUGGAGUGUUAUCGCCGGCCUGUGCUUGAUUCCGUUUUCGUUGGCUCUGAUGUGGAUGAACGAACGGAGAAAUGCCCAGCAGGAGAGCAUCCUGCAGCUGGGAAUGACAGAAGUGCAGACCAUCGCAUCCAAGUCGGUCGACGAAAAGCUGCACGGAACGUUGGUUCACAUGAACGACGCCGAUGCUCAGGGUAUGGAUGAGAUGAAGGAUCGACGCUUCCCCGCACUUCGAAUGGAAAGUGGCUGCUUGAGGAUGAAGAGCCAGGUCCAGGUAUACCAGUGGAAGGAGACCAAGAAGCAGGAGAAGAAGAAAGACUCUUUGGGUGGCGGCGAGACGACGGUGACCCACUAUGAAUACAGCAAAAUCUGGUCUGAUACACAGAUAGAUUCGACCUCGUUCCACCAGCCGACGCAUAGAAACUCCAUUUCCGUCGAUGGACUUCAGUGUGGCACGGAAAAGAUCGCCAACACCACGGUCAAGUAUGGCGAUGGCUAUUACUUGACGAAGGAGAUGGUCGAGCAGCUGGACAACUGGAAAAAUGCCAAUAGCCACGUGAAGGUUUUGGAGUACAACGGCACCCGAUUCGGCAAUCCCUCGGAAGGGUGGUUGUAUUAUCCAGACAGCGCGGCCCAGGCUCCAACCGUUGGCAGUGUGCGUGUGUGUUUGGAGUACGUGACAGAUGGACCAGUUUCGAUCGUGGCACUGCAAGCGGAAGACGACAAGCAUCCACGUGCAGCUUCUUUCUUGCCAUACCGACUGGUCUCCCGAGGGCUUUGCUGCGGCCUCCGCGACGAAGCGUUGCAGAAAGCCCUUCUUACUCAGGGCCGCAAGAACUCUCAAGAGCUCUAUGACGAGGAAGCGUGGACUUCUGGCCCGUUUGCUUGCCUGUGCUGUUGCUGUAACCUCAUUGCGCGGCUCUUCGCCGCGCUCGCGCCUCCGCAGAUCUUCGCCGCCUACCCCGGGCACAGCACUGCGGCGGAGGUCUUCGACAAGCUCACCAUGUCUGGCCUUGUGAUGAAGUGGGGCCUGCGGCUUUUGUCCUGGGUCCUUCUCUACGCCGGCACCUACGCCCUCUUCCAGCCUUUGCUGGUGGUCCUGGACAUUCUUCCGUUCCUGGGCCCUUACAUCAGCUCUGGGGCAGGCUGGGUGAUUGGUUUAGUGGUCUUCCUAGCGACGGCCGUCCUGGCCACCUUGGUCAUCUCCGUGGCCUUCCUCCGCUACCACCCGCUUGUCGGCUUGACUUACAUGGCCGGUGUCGGCAUCAUCGUUCUCGCGACGAUCGGCAUCAUGCACUGGCUGGCUUGA
This is a messenger RNA of Symbiodinium sp. CCMP2592, 1596 nucleotides long. The record is from the annotation of a GenBank genome assembly. Lineage: Eukaryota; Dinophyceae; Suessiales; Symbiodiniaceae.